This is a messenger RNA of Cyprinus carpio (common carp), 2605 nucleotides long. Its product is annotated as retinoic acid receptor alpha-A-like. The record is from RefSeq and is a predicted model, not a curated record. Lineage: Eukaryota; Metazoa; Chordata; Actinopteri; Cypriniformes; Cyprinidae. Gene Ontology annotation, biological process: cellular response to corticotropin-releasing hormone stimulus; regulation of transcription by RNA polymerase II; retinoic acid receptor signaling pathway. Gene Ontology annotation, molecular function: nuclear receptor activity; zinc ion binding; RNA polymerase II cis-regulatory region sequence-specific DNA binding. Gene Ontology annotation, cellular component: transcription regulator complex; nucleus.
UCGGUCUUGUCAAGAUCCCCUCACACUCUCAGCAGCUACGUGCGCGAGAACACACGGUUACCGCGCGGAUUAAAAACGCACGCACACACAAGCUCAUUAAACGCGCGUUUGUGUGCUGUUUAUAAUCGGGAGAACGCAAAACAUUUAAAAAGGAUCCUGUUACUAUCACUGCACGAGUUUAUGACAUCACCGAGACACAAACGAGACCAAAUAGUCACAUCACUUAAUCGGAGCUUCGCGAAAAAUAUUGGACCAAACUCACCGUUCAACACUGGACAUUUGAUGGAUUUAUUAAUGUCUCGUUCGUUCUGUAUUUUAUUAUUGUAGUAGCCUAACCGUUCAGGAUUUGGAGUAAAUACAGUAUAUGUGGUCUAAAAUAUAUACAUUUGCUCCUUAGAAAUUGCACUUUUGAAACAAGGACAUUGUUGAUCCUGUAUGUGAAUAUAUUUUUGCAAGAAGUAUUUCAGCGGACAUUGAUUGGACUGAUCUCUGAUCAUGCACGAGCGCUUCAGCUUGAGUUUUACUCGCUUCUGUAGUUCCUGAUCUCCUCUGGGAAUAUCUGGGAUGGCUGGGAUGGAUCCAUCUCUCUGUUAAAGCUCUAUGUGAAGUGUAUAGUCGUGGAUCAGCUGUAAUCUUGGGGAAUUGAGUCCGAACCGAUCAUGUAUGAGAGUGUGGAUGUGAAUCCUUUCCUCAUGAUGGAUUACUAUAAUCAGAGCAGAGGAUGUCUGAUCCCGGACAAGAUGCCCCAUCCCUUCAGCUCAUCCAUCAGACAUCAGCAUUGGAGCGGAUCCAACCACUCUAUCGAAACCCAGAGUACGAGUUCAGAGGAGAUCGUCCCGAGCCCACCCUCUCCGCCCCCUCCUCCUCGCAUCUAUAAGCCCUGCUUUGUGUGUCAGGACAAAUCUUCAGGGUACCACUAUGGUGUCAGUGCCUGUGAGGGCUGCAAGGGAUUCUUCAGGCGAAGUAUUCAGAAGAACAUGGUCUACACGUGCCACAGAGAGAAGAACUGCAUCAUCAACAAAGUCACCCGCAACCGCUGUCAAUACUGUCGGCUGCAGAAGUGCCUGGAAGUGGGAAUGUCCAAAGAAUCGGUGAGGAACGACAGGAAUAAGAAGAAGAAAGAAGAGAAAAAGCAAGAAUGCACAGAAAGCUACACGCUGAGCCCAGACACAGAGCAGAUGAUUGAGAGAAUCAGGAAAGCCCACCAAGAGACCUUCCCCUCGCUUUGUCAACUCGGCAAAUACACCACGAGUAACAGCUCAGAGCGACGCGUGUCACUGGAUGUGGAUUUGUGGGAUAAGUUCAGCGAGCUCUCCACAAAGUGCAUCAUAAAAACGGUGGAGUUCGCCAAGCAGCUGCCGGGAUUCACCACCCUCACCAUUGCAGACCAGAUCACACUGCUGAAAGCCGCUUGCCUCGACAUACUGAUUCUGAGGAUCUGUACCCGCUACACGCCUGAGCAAGACACCAUGACUUUCUCUGAUGGGUUAACGCUGAACCGAACACAGAUGCACAAUGCUGGCUUUGGUCCGUUAACAGACCUGGUCUUCGCUUUCGCCAAUCAGCUGCUACCGCUAGAAAUGGAUGAUGCAGAAACAGGACUGCUCAGUGCUAUUUGCCUGCUCUGUGGAGAUCGGCAGGACCUGGAGCAGGCCGAUAAGGUGGAUGUACUGCAGGAGCCGCUGCUGGAAGCACUGAAGAUCUACGUGAGGAACAGAAGGCCACACAAACCUCACAUGUUCCCAAAGAUGCUGAUGAAGAUCACCGACCUGAGGAGCAUCAGUGCCAAGGGGGCAGAGCGUGUGAUCACCUUGAAGAUGGAGAUUCCCGGCUCCAUGCCUCCUCUUAUUCAGGAGAUGUUGGAGAACUCUGAGGGUUUGGAGAGUUCCUCGGGCGGGAUCAGUUCUCGGGCCGCCGGCGCCCCUCCAGGCAGUUGUAGCCCCUCGCUUUCUCUAAGCUCUGCCCAGAGCAGCCCACCCACGCAAUCACCAUGACAACCGUCAAUGCCGCCAUCAUUAGCCACUUACCGACUACUGUGUGCCCUCCCCGACACGACAGCAGACACAUUCAAAAGCACGCGCUCAUAUUGUUGCUCCUCUGCCCUUGUUCCUCAGAGACUAAGGGGGGGAUCAAAGGUGUGUCGCUGGAACUUUGUUUUCUUUAUAAAGAAAUCACAGACUGUGAUUGUAUUCCUCCUCGAUUUCGCGAUUUCGAGUCCCUUUGGAUGAAGGGAGGAAAACCGCUGGAGGGUAAAAUAAAAUGAAUGGACAAAUGUAUCGAAGGAAUUAAAGGACUUUUCUUCUGUUUUGAUUCUUAUGGCCUGGACUUCUGUUUUAAAUGACCAGAAACUGAUUUCCUACAAACUAAAAAUAUAUAUAAAUAUAUAGAGAGAAAAACGUGGAAUGAAUGUGAUUGAGAACAGAAUGAAAUGUGGACUUCAUUUAAAGAUGCAAAUGUAUUUCCUCACUUUUUCUCUUUACGCCUGUGAAAGGACAAAGAGUGAAUUGUUUUAUUUCAGCCUGAUGAUGAUGUUUUUCAUGGAGAAAAAAACAUUGAAAAGAAUAUUAAUUUCCACUCACAAAGAUAUAAAAAUGGUCGCAACAAA